GAUUAUACACUGGAUGAUUCAUUUUGGAGCGAAGACGGGCCCUUUGGUAACUUACCGGAAGACGCAAAAUCUGAUGAGGUGGAACGGCUGCUGCGAGGGUAUCGACAGAACCAAGACUUAGUGCGCAACAUCGCUGGCCAUUACUAUCAGAUCAUAUACCCCGUUCAGCUGCGCCACCACGAGAAGAUGGGCAUUUCCACCCGGGAAGUCAGCACUCCAAAGGGUCGUGGAUUUGGUUCAGACUACCAGCAAGGGACAAGAAUGCGUGCUAGGACUGGCAAACACUUUCACCGCACAUCGCUGCUCAUCAAAGCCUUUAAUCACAAGUUCCGUCUAGACCUCGAGCUUAACACGCAACUACUGGCACCAAACCUAAAGCAAACACAAUACCUCGCAAAUGGGGCUGAAAGUGAAGUAAGAACGGAAAUCGAGCACUGUUACUACCACGGCACCGUAAAAGACUACCCUGGCGCGUCAGCCGCCUUUCACACUUGCAACGGUGUGUCGGGUGUCAUCCACAUCGGCAACGAGACCUUCGUUAUUCACCCCUUCUACGGCGGCGAUUUAUCGAAACACCCUCAUGUGAUCUUUGAGGCGCGCACCAAGAUGAACAGGGGUUGCGGCAACAAGCUCGACCUGAACAUCCAGAAGAUGGGCCGGCGAACCAAGCACAUCGAGUAUAUACAGACUGCGCUCGCUGACGCUACUGACUACACUGGUAAAGCGGGAGACUGGUGGAAGCAGGGUUUAAACACAUACGCCAUCCGGAGGUUCAAGCGUGACGUCAGGGAAACUACGAAAUACAUCGAAACAGCGCUGGUCAUCGACAGAGCAAUGUUCGAGAACAGGAAUGGCAGCACGCGGUCAGAAGUCGUCCAUGAUGCUAUCCAAGUCGCCAAUAUCGCUGAUCUGUACUUUCGCACGCUCAACACACGGGUCUCGGUCGUCUACAUCGAGUCCUGGCAGAGUGCGGAUCAGGCGGACUUCGACAGAAAGCAUGAUAUCACCAAAGCCAUCCAGAAAUUCAGCGAUUACGCUGCCAGAAAGCUUUACAAGAUAGAAAAGGACACCACGCAAUUCCUAUCCGGAACAAGUUUUCCCGGAGACCAAGCUGGUAUAUCGGUACCAAACACCAUGUGCACUCCGAAGUCUGUGGGCAUAUCCGUGGACUCCAACCCCUACGAGCCUCACCUGCUGGCUGGUACUAUGGCACAUAUGAUCGGACACAACAUUGGUAUGGGCCACGACGACGGCAGAGAAAACUGCUUCUGCCGGGACUGGCACGGCUGUAUCAUGGCGCAAUCCAUCGUCGGCCUGGAAAACGUUCAGCCGUACAAGUUCUCAGAGUGCUCUAAGAACGAUUACAUUAGCGAGCUUAGGGGCGGCCAAGGGCUUUGUUUGCUGAACAAACCUAAUGAGUUGAUAGUGCACCGUCAGUGUGGUAACGGACGCCUGGACGAAGGCGAGGAGUGUGACUGUGGGACGCUUGCCGAAUGUGAUCACAACAGCCCUUGCUGCGACCCCUUCACCUGCCGCCUUACCAAAGAAGCGCAGUGUGCAGAAGGCGAAUGCUGUGAGAGAUGCCAGCUAAAACUACGCGGCGUCAUAUGUCGCGAGUCAAUGAACGAGUGUGACUUAGAGGAGACCUGCACCGGACUAUCCGGCUCAUGUCCAGCCGACUCGUACAAGAAGAAUGGGGUGGCCUGCCAGUCGGGCAAGGGUCAUUGCUACGCCGGACAUUGUCCUACUUUAGCUACUCAGUGCGAGAAGAUAUGGGGAACCGGCUCAACUGGUGCUGACAAAGAAUGCUUUGAACAGUUCAACUCUAAAGGUUCGGUGACAGGACACUGUGGAAAGGACAACGGUGGAAACUUCAUGAAGUGUGAAUCGGAGAACGUAAAAUGUGGAUCACUGCAGUGCCAGUCCGGGAACAGAUACCCGGUAGUUCCGGGCAUGGACGAGUACUAUACCCGGACCGUCGUCACUAUCAAGGGACAAGAAUACGACUGCAAGGCUACAACCGGUCCUCCAGAGUACUCCAAGAUCGGGCGCUUGGGACUUGUCAUGGACGGCAGCCCCUGUGGAAACAAUCUCAUCUGCGUGAACCAGACCUGCGUAUCCAUGUACCCUUUCGUCGACCAGUCCAAGUGCCCAACCGACCACAAUAACAACGAAUGCUCAGCUAAGGGGGUUUGCUCCAACCUGAACAAAUGCGUCUGCAACCGUGGCUGGACGGGCCCCGAUUGCUCUCAACCGGACGCGCUCCCCCCUUCGCCUACCCCCUACGUCGCAGAAAACGUGACCAGAGCUGCCUACAACAUGACCAAGAAGGAAACCGCGUAUGAGAACUACCACGGCUCGAACACGGUAUUCCUCGUGGCGGUGCUCAUGUCUGUAGUAGGGGGGGUAUUCAUAGUAUUUGCCCUGAGCGCUCUCUGCUACAGGUCAGUCGUAGUACACAAAAACUUCUCCCUGUGCCUAAGGAAAAAGAGUACGCUGCCAAAAUAUGACCCGCCUUACGUCAAGAAACCCAUUGCGAAGAGUUUCGCAGCCGGCUCCACUACGUCCAACAACUCUCAAGAGGAUAUUUCAAUUGAGGGCGGAAAAUUGCACUCCUUCAAUAACACAUUCAGCCGCGGGGACUCCCAGCGAGUGAUCUUCAGACACGGGAAUCACAUGUCGGGAGCUGGCAACAGUAGCAGAUAUCCAGACCACAAACAAAUGAAACGCGUGCACUCUGGUAGCGAAGAUGAACCGACGCACUCAGGUGAAGAAGACAUAGCCUUCAUAGAUGUGCAGCCAAACUCGAUGCCCAAGUUACCCGAGAAGGGUAUCCUCAAGAAGCAUGGCUACGGAGCGGUGGAUGGCAAAGACAAAUGGGCCGAUGAUUCACAGUCUGAGCAGCUGGAGGCUGGUUCUCAGUCUGAUGGCCAGGAACCCUCCGGUGCUGUAGCUGAUAUGGAGUACAAGUUUAAGGAUCUGAACGGCUACCACGAAAACAUAAUAGUAGCAUUAAAGACGGCCGCAGCACAACGAGCUAGUGCUGGGGCAGCCGUUGGCUCCGGAGACCUUCGAGCUCUUCAAGAGUACGAGUACAAAAGGGAGCGGGCUCCAAGCGCCGAGAAAAUCCACGAAGCUGAAUUGAGAAGGCAAAGGGGUGAAGACGAAGAGGAUGAGGCUCCACCGUGUGGACCCAUCAGGAUCAGAAAUCUGGAGGAUCUAAUACGACAGCUGGAACACCACUCCAGCAGACACAUGAGUCCAUCCGGCUCGGAAGACAUCAGGAUGUCGGAGACGGAAGCUGAGCGGCAUUAUAGGAUUGAAGGGGAGGUGCCAUCUCGUUGCCGAGGCCGUAUCGGUCCCAACGAGGAAGAAUCCCGUUUCGGGUACCCCCGCUUCCGCGGCAGCACGCGUCACCACCCCGCCAUGUUUGCGGCUGCAACGGCCGCGUCCACCGCCCUGCUCACUCACGGGGCGAUCGGAGCUCACGCGGCGCUCACCCACGGGGUGCAUUGUGCCCCGCCAGACGACGACGCACUCUAUGAAACCGCCGACGCUGAAAGACUGCGUGACGCCCGAGACAGCGAGAGUGAUGAAUUUAUUCAAGCUCAACAACAGUUAGCCCGGUGGGCAAGUGAAGAGGCGGUCCCGGCGGCGCGCGAGUACUUCCCCUCGCCGCCCUCCCCGCGCUCCCCCGCCAGCUCCGCCAGCGAGCGCCCGGCCGCCUUCCCGGAGUACAAGCACUGACAGCGAGCCGCCGCCAGCCGUAGCGCUACGCCGUAGCCGUAGCCGACAUGUGAAUACGCAUCCGUGUAGUCAACAAUUGUAAAUAAUCGAACUGCACUAAUAUUUAACGAUAUGACUGAUGAUUAGAGUGUAAAACGUCGAGUGCGCCGCACCGCCGCCGAUCCCUUUUACGUUGAAAUGUUUUCAUUCCUUUUGAAUCAAUACGCUUUAUAACUCUUAUCUUUGUUCCGGCGGGCCGGCGGCGGACCGGCCCUGUAUGUUAGUGCUGCGUAACGUUGCCACUGACAUAUAUGUAUUUGUGCGGUACCGAGGUGCUCGCGUCGAGCUCCCGGCCUUCGCGCGAGUAGUUAACGAUUUAGAUAGGCGUAUAACAAAUUGAAAAUAACCAUAUGAUUCGUCGGAGCGAGCUCGACGGCGACCCCGCGCCAAAAGCUCAGUCUCAACUGACCGCGUGUCUGGAGGUCGGUAGGAACAGAAGGCGGGCUACAGCCGUCCCCGGAGAGACUCCAACUUCAUUGCACUGUAUCACCUCUCCGAAUAUACGCCCAACUUCACGCGACUUCAAGAGAGACAACAUUAAUGAUAACACCAAACGAAAUCAGUCAAAGAUUUAGUAAAAAUAAAAAGGAUUUAGGAAAUAAAUUUUUCGUUGGUCGACUGUCACGCUGAGAACUCGAACCGUACUCAAAUAAUUUUUUUGUA
Molecule: messenger RNA, 4449 nt
Organism: Pararge aegeria (speckled wood butterfly)
Lineage: Eukaryota; Metazoa; Arthropoda; Insecta; Lepidoptera; Nymphalidae
Gene: mmd
Product: disintegrin and metalloproteinase domain-containing protein 11
Exons: 26
Coding region: 187-3747 (1186 amino acids)
Biological process (GO): membrane protein ectodomain proteolysis
Molecular function (GO): metalloendopeptidase activity
Source: RefSeq, a predicted model, not a curated record